This is a messenger RNA of Daucus carota subsp. sativus, 1720 nucleotides long. Its product is annotated as oxysterol-binding protein-related protein 3A. Gene Ontology annotation, molecular function: sterol binding. Lineage: Eukaryota; Viridiplantae; Streptophyta; Magnoliopsida; Apiales; Apiaceae. Gene Ontology annotation, cellular component: intracellular membrane-bounded organelle; membrane; cytosol. The record is from RefSeq and is a predicted model, not a curated record. The transcript has 11 exons. Bases 130 to 1512 code for a protein of 460 amino acids.
AAUUUCUGCAAGAAAAUUAAGGAAGAAAGAGACUAAAAUAGAAGCCAGCCCAGCUCUCUGGCGCAUGUGUAGGCGCCGCCAGUGCCAACAAGAAUCAUCUCAUAUCCUAGCUGAUCUGAAUCUUGAAACAUGGAUUCUUCAUCUAAAGACCAGAAGCCAAGUGGUGGUGGUGGUUUCUUUUCUUCUCUGGCUUCAAGUAUUUCCAAUUUUGGGUCUGCUAUGCAAAAAUCUGUUAAUGGUUUGGUUGGAUACGAGGGUUUGGAAGUUAUAAAUCCCGACGGAGGGACUGAGGAUUCUGAAGUAGAAGCACAAAAAGGAAGAUGGAAGCAAGAGGAUCGGGAUGGUUACUGGAAGAUAAUGCACAAGUAUAUUGGUGCUGAUGUCACAUCAUUGGUGACACUCCCGGUUCUCAUUUUUGAGCCCAUGUCAAUGCUUCAGAAGAUGGCUGAGAUAAUGGAAUACUCUUACCUUUUGGAUCUGGCCGAUGAGUGUGAGGAUCCACAUAUGAGACUGGUGUAUGCAUCCUGCUGGUUUAUUUCUGUAUAUUACGCCAUGCAACGAACCUGGAAGCCAUUUAAUCCGAUCCUUGGUGAAACCUAUGAGAUGACUAAUCAUGGUGGAGUUACAUUUAUUGCCGAACAGGUCAGUCAUCACCCCCCAAUAGGUGCUGCACAUGCUGAAAGCGAACAUUUCAUAUAUGAAAUAACAUCAAAGGUGAGGACUAAGUUCUUGGGGAACUCUGUCGAUGUUUACCCAGUUGGAAGAACAAGAUUGACCCUGAAGAAAGCUGGUGUAGAAUUAGAAUUGGUUCCUCCUCCUUCUAAAGUUAACAACCUUAUAUUUGGACGUACAUGGGUGGAUUCGCCAGGGGAGAUGGUUGUCACUAACUUGACGACAGGGGACAAAGUCGUUCUUUACUUUCAACCUUGCGGUUGGUUUGGUGCUGGCCGCUAUGAAGUAGAUGGAUAUGUAUACAAUUCUGCUGAAGAACCAAAGAUAUUAAUGACUGGAAAAUGGAGCGAGUCAAUGAGCUAUCAACCUUGUGACUUGGAAGGAGAACCACUUCCAGGCACCCAACUGAAGGAGGCAUGGAAACUUGCUGAGGCACCGAAAAAUGACAAAUAUCAAUACACACAUUUUGCGCAUAAAUUGAACAGCUUUGAAACUGCACCAAAGAAUUUAUUGGCCUCUGACUCUCGCUUACGACCAGAUAGAUAUGCACUUGAGAAGGGUGACAUGUCAAAAGCUGGAUCAGAAAAGAGCAGUCUGGAGGAAAGGCAAAGAGCUGAAAAACGAGCACGAGAGACCAAGGGCCAUCAAUUUACACCUAAAUGGUUUGAACAAUCAAGUGAUGUUUUUACAACACCUUGGGGUGAAGUAGAAGUGUAUCGCAAUAAUGGAAAAUAUGCUGAACACCGGGCUGCCAUAGAUAGUUCCGACAGCAUUGAAGAGGUUGAUGUCAAAUCAAUAGAGUUCAACCCGUGGCAGUAUGAAGAUUUGACUGCAGAAUAAGAGACUGGUUCUGCACCGGUUCUGGCUCAUGCUACGAUUCAUUUCUUUAUCAUAUUUUGUGUGUUUUAUCACAUUAUUUUGUUAGCAUUAGAAUCAACGAACCGUUUAACUAUUAGUAUGCAUGAUUUUUGCUUACUAAUGAUCUUGGUUUUAUGGAUAUUGUAUAGAGUUUAAGCUUGUGAUCCAAAAGUUAAUAUUUGGUUUGUAA